AUGCGAAACGCACGACUCACCGGGCAGGCAUUAAGCCUCGCCACGGAAACUGCUCGUCAACCCUACAUCUGCCGCGCCUGUCUCGCGCAAUCCACCCGUCAACUCAGCACCUCCAACCCCCGAAACGCCUCCUCGCAGCCCUUUUACAAACGCAUCCAGGACUCACUCUUCGGUAGCAAAGAAUCCAAAGCCGCGGAAGAACGACUUGAACUCGCGCGCGAGAAACAAUUGGAAGCGAUAAGACAGGCGGGCCCUGAUGAACAGGUCAAGAAUGAUGAGUCGCAGAAUGAGGGGCGUUUAAAGGUUGCCGCGGUGGUGCAUCCGACUACGCAUAAGAAUUAUGUGGUUUCGAGGACUUGGAAGGGGAUGGAGAGGAUUGGGAGUGAGGCUUGGGUUACGCAGAGGGCGGAUCAGGGGGAGAAGUAUGUUGGAUUCAUGCCGCCGAAGCAGGUGAAACUUGAGGGAGAGGACUGGGAGGCUCUGCUGCACAAUAUCACUGCGGAGGUUCUGACUCUGAAGAAGGCUGGACGAGAUGUGUUGCAGAUUUGCAAUGCGAGGACUUUCAGCGAGGAAGAUGAAUGUUCUACUCGCGGCGUAAUUGUCUCCAACAAGUCUGGCGCUGCUGUGGUCGAGAACGGCAAACAGGAGAAGGCGAUUCUGGACAGCAUCUCAGAGACUCCAUCUGCAGAGCGUGAUCCAGAGUCGCUGAGGAUUGAGCUUGCACAGGCCUUGGCAUCUGGUCGCGGUCAACUCUUCAUGGCUUUCAAACUAAACGAUCCUCGUGUCAAAUUCGCGAUCCUCAAACGCGCCAUGCAACUCACAGGAAAGCGCGUCGCCGACAUUUCACUCCAGCACGCAAAUACGCUCAAUGACCUGUACGAUGCAUUCGCUGCUAAAGAAGCGCCGAAGAAAUUGCACGAGACGGAACAAUUACAGAUGCUGGAGGCGACGCCCAAUGUUCAAGUCCACAACAGUCGUCGCACGCAUGUACACAAGGAUAAGUCCAUUGGGAGGUGGAAGUUGGUUGAGAGCGAGUUACAAUUGAGGAACAUGCCUACGAGAGGCGAGUCGAGUAUUGCUUCUGGUAGAGAUGCGUAA
Molecule: messenger RNA, 1098 nt
Organism: Ramularia collo-cygni
Lineage: Eukaryota; Fungi; Ascomycota; Dothideomycetes; Mycosphaerellales; Mycosphaerellaceae
Exons: 3
Coding region: 1-1098 (365 amino acids)
Cellular component (GO): mitochondrion
Source: RefSeq, a predicted model, not a curated record